AUGUCAGUUGUAAUUAAUCCAGAAUGUAAGGCUGCUGUUGAUGUUCUUAAACAAAAAGUAAAUAGAGCCGUUAUUUUCAGAGCUGAUGCAGCAACCAGAGAACUUGUUGUUGACCGUACAUUCCCAGAGGGAACACAAUACGAUGAUGUCAUCUCAAACUUGGUUGACGACCACGGAAGAUUCUUGGUAGUUGACUUCCAAUACACAAACAAAGAAAACGUUGCCACCAGCAAGCCAAUCUUCAUAUUCUGGUACCCACAUGCCAUCUCAGCUGAGGAGAUCGAACUCUACAGUAAUGCAAGAGCUCCAUUCUCUCAAGACGUUGGAAUUCCAAUGUUGAUCCAAGCCGUCGACCAGAAUGAAAUCACCCCAAGUUGCAUCACCUAUUAUCUCAAUCAAUAA
Molecule: messenger RNA, 402 nt
Organism: Heterostelium album PN500
Lineage: Eukaryota; Evosea; Eumycetozoa; Acytosteliales; Acytosteliaceae
Gene: cofC-2
Product: cofilin family protein
Exons: 1
Coding region: 1-402 (133 amino acids)
Biological process (GO): actin filament depolymerization
Cellular component (GO): cytoplasm; actin cytoskeleton
Molecular function (GO): actin filament binding
Source: RefSeq, a predicted model, not a curated record